UUCAGUGUCUGAGUGCCCCUGGGAGAAUGGGCCCCGAAGCUGGUGAUUGACCUGUCAGUGCCCUGCCUUUGUCCAUCAAGUUAGGUUUUGCCAUCCAACUCGGAACCCACCCUGGUAGCUCCCCUGGAGCCCCAUGCCCCAUGCCCAAUGCAGGCGGCGCCGAAUUCCCACCGUGCACUCAUCUCGGUCGACCAUCUUUCAUCUCCUCCCUCCCGUCUCCUCCUCUCUUUUUCUCUCGCUCCUUCGAACCUCUUCUUUCCUCUCCUCGUCGGUAAUAUUCUCGUCCAGUUUUUCUCUUCACGCCACUCGUUUUUCGUCAGGCUAUACUCUGCCAGACUUUGUCUAGUUCUAGGAAUAUUCUUGCAGUUCCGUGAUAUAUCAGUCGUUCGCCGAGAAACUCCCAAGGAUUUCAAGAAUCAACACCAUCCAACAAAAUCACAGGAUCCUUUCCCCUUACAAAUUAGAUCAUAAUGCAUUCCGUUAAGGUCCUCUCGGUCAUUGCGGCCCUCGGUGUCUCUGCCGUCUCUGCUGCCACUUGUACCAAGGACAUCAAGAUCACCGAACCUACACAAGUCAUCAGCUGUGAUGUUGUUGACGCCGAUGUCAUCAUUGACAAGUCUGUUUCUGGUGCCGUUGUCAUCAACGGCCCCAAGCAGAUCAAGGGUAACUUCCAGGCCAAGAACGCUGGAGACCUUAUCUCUCUCUCCAGCACCACUAUCAAUUCCAUCACUGGAACGUUCGAGCUCAACAACCUCGAGGCCCUCAACAACCUCGAAUUCUCUUCACUCCAGAGCCUGGGCGAGCUUAGCUUCAUCAAGCUUCCCCGACUCGGCGAGCUGAACUUCGGUACCGAAGGCGUUACUAAGAUCAAGAGCAUUCGAAUCACCGACACUUUCAUCAGUGAUCUUAGCGGUCUCAGCGUCGCCAGUGUCGAGAGUUUCCAAAUUGACAACAACCGAAAGAUGAACGCUUUCAACUCCGAUCUCGUUAACGUUACCACCCAGCUCCUGAUCUUCGACAAUGGCAACGACGUUAUGGAAAUUACCAUGAACAAACUCGAGACUGCUGCCGAGAUCCAAAUUUCUAGCGCCAAGUCCUUCAAGGUUCCUGCUCUCCAGGAGGUGACCAAGAGCUUGAAGCUGAACGCCAACCCCGAGCUCAAGUCUUUCUCCGCCCCCAACCUGACCACGAUCACGGAGACACUGUCUCUUGUCGACAUGAACAAGCUCACCAACGUUUCCUUCCCCGCUCUGGAGGAGAUUGGCGGCGGUUUCACCAUCCAGAACAACACCAAGCUUGAGGCUAUUGAUGAUUUCCCCAAGCUUGAGAAGGUCACCGGUGGUGUUGCCCUCCGAGGCAGCUUCGAGAAGGUGGAACUUCCCAAGCUUGACCAAGUUAGUGGCAGUGUCGUUGUUUCCUCGACCACCGAUAUCAAGGAGUUCUGUGACUACUUCGACAACCUCAAGAAGGACAAGAAGAUCGAUGGUGAGGAGAAGUGCACAUCUAACAACAAAGAGGCCAACGAGGGCAAGGACGGUGGUGAGGAGAGCGACGGCUCUUCCGAGAGCAACAACAGUGACGACAAGGAGGAUGCUGCUGGCAUUGUCAGCGUCAACAUGGCUGUUCUUGCUCUUGCCGGUGUUGCUGCCGUUGCCCAGCUCUUUUAAGCACGGAGAUGAAGAUUGCUGGAUUUUCUCUUAAAGGCGUCAUUAUCGCCGUCAUCAUGUUUCCUGACUUUUCUCUACGACAUAUUGUGCUUGGUCAUGGGGCACAAAAUGCUUUUCAUGGGGUGGGGUAACUGCGUGUAAAGGAUAACCUGUUAGAGCUUAAUAAUCGAUUGUAUUUGGACUUUAUUCUUGAGGUCAUGUUCGCCGAGCCUUGACAAUUGACAUUUCUCUUAACUCAUCAUAUCAAGAUGUUUAGUCCGUGAUAAGCGCUUCUUUAUUUUGACCAUCAUGAAUCUUUUCGGUCUGCAACUAAUAUCAAGCAUUGCCAAGUUGCAGGUCCAUGAUGAAUAUAAAUCCUUCUCUAUCCACCUAGUUGCCAACGGCUCUUGACAUUU
Molecule: messenger RNA, 2062 nt
Organism: Fusarium verticillioides 7600
Lineage: Eukaryota; Fungi; Ascomycota; Sordariomycetes; Hypocreales; Nectriaceae
Exons: 4
Coding region: 471-1667 (398 amino acids)
Biological process (GO): fungal-type cell wall organization
Cellular component (GO): plasma membrane; fungal-type cell wall
Source: RefSeq, a predicted model, not a curated record